AUGUACGUCGACCCACAAAAAAACAACCAGAUAAGAACAUUGAGCAUUCCCAAACGACCAGAACCUUCUCAGGAAGAACUUUUAAAACGACAACAUCAGAAAGCUCAGGAGAAAAAGAGUUUGGAAAAUUCGCCGUCGGUAAACCCGGAUGGUUCCGACCAUAUAUCAAUGAAAAAAUUGGGUGAAACUCUUCGAGCUGCUGAACAAAGAAGCCAACUGACAAACACAGAUCUGGGCAGUCGGAAUAAUACAAACAACAUUCAACAACAAGGGUCCAACACAUCUACUCCUGUUCCUCAAGUCAUGGUCGGUAAAAAAACUUCUGGGAAAUAUACUUUACAAGAUUUCCAAAUCAUGCGUACCUUAGGGACUGGGUCCUUUGGAAGAGUCCAUUUGGUACGUUCCAAUCAUAAUGGGAGGUUCUAUGCGAUGAAAGUGUUAAAGAAACAUACGGUGGUGAAAUUGAAACAAGUUGAACAUACAAAUGAUGAAAGACGAAUGUUAUCGUUGGUCACCCACCCUUUCUUAGUAAGAAUGUGGGGGACAUUUCAAGACUCUCAACAAGUAUUUAUGAUCAUGGAUUAUAUUGAAGGUGGUGAACUAUUUUCUCUAUUAAGGAAGUCACAAAGGUUCCCCAACCCUGUAGCUAAAUUUUAUGCUGCGGAGGUUUGUUUGGCUUUGGAAUAUUUACAUUCCAAUGAUAUCAUUUAUAGAGAUUUAAAACCAGAAAAUAUCUUGUUGGAUAAGAAUGGUCAUAUCAAGAUUACAGAUUUUGGGUUUGCCAAAUAUGUGCCAGAUGUUACAUACACUUUAUGUGGUACUCCAGAUUAUAUUGCACCUGAAGUCAUUAGCACCAAACCUUAUAAUAAAUCUGUAGAUUGGUGGAGUUUUGGUAUAUUGAUUUAUGAAAUGUUGGCUGGUUAUACUCCAUUCUAUGAUUCCAAUACCAUGAAAACUUAUGAGAAUAUUUUGAAUACUACUUUGAAAUUCCCAUCUUUUUUCCAUGAUGAUGUCAAAGAUCUUUUAAGUAAAUUAAUUGCAAGAGAUUUAUCUAAGAGAUUAGGUAAUUUACAAAAUGGUUCAAAUGAUGUUAAAAACCAUGCUUGGUUUUCAGAAGUCGUUUGGGAAAAAUUAGUAGCAAGAAAUAUUGAAACACCUUAUGAACCUCCAAUUCAACAAGGCCGCGGUGACACGUCAUUGUUUGAAAGAUACCCUGAAGAAGAAAUUAAUUACGGGGUUCAAGGUGAAGAUACUUAUGCCGUAUUAUUCCAAGAAUUUUAG
Molecule: messenger RNA, 1281 nt
Organism: Henningerozyma blattae CBS 6284
Lineage: Eukaryota; Fungi; Ascomycota; Saccharomycetes; Saccharomycetales; Saccharomycetaceae
Gene: TPK3
Product: cAMP-dependent protein kinase catalytic subunit TPK3
Exons: 1
Coding region: 1-1281 (426 amino acids)
Biological process (GO): peptidyl-serine phosphorylation
Cellular component (GO): cAMP-dependent protein kinase complex; nucleus
Molecular function (GO): ATP binding; cAMP-dependent protein kinase activity
Source: RefSeq, a predicted model, not a curated record